AUGUAGAUUUAAGAAACAAAGAAAAAGAUUAAAGAUUUAUCAGAUUAUUUAGCAAAAUAAUUUGUUGAAUAUGAAAAGGAAUAAGAGAAAAAAAAGAUAUAAAAAAUAAGAAAUGAAUUAGCUAAGAAACAUUAUAAAAAUAGAUUUUCAAGUUUUACUAAUUCAUUAAAUCGCCCUUCAUUUAUAAUUUAGAUCAAGGAGAAAGAUUUAUUUGAUAAUAAAUCUGUUUUUAUUAAUAAGGAUGUUCCACAAUUAACAGAUCUUUAAAAAUCAUAAUUGGUUUCUCCUGAUAGAAAUUAAAAUCCAUCUUAUAGUAUAAAAUUUAAUUACAGUAGUAAUACAUUAAUUGGAUAGACCAACAAAUAAAUAAAAAAGUGAAUUUCCUCCUGUAAGAAAAAGAUUUUUAAGUUAGAGGGAGGCUAAUCGUAUCGAAUUUUGGGAAAAGAAUUUUAUUCAUUUACAAGAAAUAGAAUAGAAAGAAGUAAAAUAAUAUAGAUUAAAUAAUAGAAAAGCAGUCUCUUAAUUGGAAAAAUUAAAAAAUAGAUCUUAGAAUAAAGGGAAGUAAAAGUAUUUAAACCUACUGAUCAAUGCUUAAGAUAUUUUAAUAAAAAUAUAUCUAUUUUAUCUGAGAAACCAAAAACUGAAAGGUAAUAAAGUAAAGUUUUAAGUCUACAAAAAAUUAAACAAAAAAAUGUUUGGAUGCCUAAUAAUAAUUAUUUUUGA
Molecule: messenger RNA, 723 nt
Organism: Paramecium pentaurelia
Lineage: Eukaryota; Ciliophora; Oligohymenophorea; Peniculida; Parameciidae
Source: the annotation of a GenBank genome assembly